Molecule: messenger RNA, 672 nt
Organism: Symbiodinium pilosum
Lineage: Eukaryota; Dinophyceae; Suessiales; Symbiodiniaceae
Source: the annotation of a GenBank genome assembly
AUGGCUCCAGCAGAGAUUGCCACCAUUGCGGAGAAGGAAUCCGGUGCUGCCUUUGAGGUGCAGAUCAAGAGCCCUGGUUCCGACAAGUUGAAGACUGCUGCUCGUCUUCGUCUUGAGUCGUACGAGAAGAAGCCAACUACCCAACUGCCGACACUUCUUGGUGCCCGCAAUCCCGCCCCGCUUCUCAAGGAACAGCGUGCUGACAAGGCCCGCCAAGCAAACGAGCAGAAGAAGGAAGCUGCCCAGCGAGUUCGUGAGGAGUUCAAGACCUCGGCAGAAGCAAAGCAGAAGACUUUGGAGCAGCAGCUGGAGAAAGCUGGGGAGAAUCGUGAAGGCACCCUGGCGAGCAUCAAGAAAAAGGCAGCGCAGCACAUCGAAAAGGUGAUCGAGGUCAAGGACACCUCCAAGCAGAGAGGUGAAAUGACAGCGGAGGAGGCACGCGAGCGCUUGCAGCAGGCCCUGCUGAAGAAGUCCGACCUGCGCGGCGAGAAGAUGAAGGAGAUCUCAGCCAAGGCCACCAAACACAACGAGGCUGUGGCAGACAAGGUGCUGCAGCACAAGGAGGCCAUGGAAGGUGCCCUGGAAGAGCUGCGCAAGAAGACCCCCGAUGAGCGCCUAAUGGACAUGAGCCUUCGCCUCUACGAGCGUCACUUUGUUGUCUUUUCUGACUGA